GGCCUCUGCCUCCAUCUGACGGGACCCUGAGGACUCCCAGGCCCUCCCACCCGCCCUGCCUCAACCCCACACCCAAGGGCAAGUGAGGCUCAGGCUGGGCCCUGCCCCCACCCGCCCUGCCUCAGGGCCUACUGUGAGGUCAGCGCCUGCCCCGGGUUCCGUCCAGAGGUGCGUGGUCGGCUGGAGGCUGGACAUGGCCUUCUGGCCGCAGCCCGACGCCUGCCUGCUCGGCAGCCCCCUGGGCCUCACAUGUUUGUCCCUUUUGAUCCCGGCUGCAGCUGGAACCCGCUGCGACUGCAGCCUGGGCCUCAGCCGGGAGGCCCUCAUCGCGCUGCUGGUGGUGCUGGUGGGCAUCAGCGCCAGCUGCUUCUUCGCCCUGGUCAUCGUGGUGGUGGGCGUCAUCCGAGCCAGGAGUGAGAUGUGCCCCGGCACCAACAUGGACACCAUGGAGGCCAGUUUGGUGCAGGAGGACCACCUGGACCUGCAGACGGUGCAGGUGGAGUCCAACCUCAUGGACUCUGAGGAGCUCGCCGUGGAGGACGAGGGCCUGGCCCUGGAGGAGCCUCUCUGCCCGCCGCUGCCCGAAUAGGCGGUGGCCGCCGGGAGGGAAAUGAAGUCCUAUUUACUGUUC
Messenger RNA from Pipistrellus kuhlii (Kuhl's pipistrelle), 631 nucleotides. It is a transcript of the gene TMEM210, whose product is annotated as transmembrane protein 210. The transcript is spliced from 4 exons. The record is from RefSeq and is a predicted model, not a curated record. Lineage: Eukaryota; Metazoa; Chordata; Mammalia; Chiroptera; Vespertilionidae. The coding region runs from base 194 to 589 and encodes 131 amino acids.